Messenger RNA from Pyrus x bretschneideri (Chinese white pear), 1046 nucleotides. RefSeq names its product probable WRKY transcription factor 11. Bases 483 to 938 code for a protein of 151 amino acids. The record is from RefSeq and is a predicted model, not a curated record. The transcript has a single exon. NCBI's taxonomy places the organism in Eukaryota, Viridiplantae, Streptophyta, Magnoliopsida, Rosales, Rosaceae.
AAAAAAAAAAAAAAAACGUUUGAACUACGUUUCGACUUGAUCUCUUCGUUGGAAGGGUACGUAGGUAGCUCGAACGUUUAAUUUUGAGUUCAAUCACAUCAAAAUGAGGUUGUAGUAAAAGUGACUAAUGAAAGUCAAUAUUAUUACGUUCUUUGUACAAAAAAAAAUUACAUGUUGUUGGUUUUAAAAAAACAAAAAAAAAAAAAAAAAGAAGCAAAAUGUCGACAAGCCCAAAAUGGUGGGCUGGAUUGUUGUGUUGAGGACAAAGGCCCAUAUACCCAAAAGAACCGGGCCCUACUCACUCUCAAAACCGCCAUACACCCACAAAAAGAUCGACCUCCACAAAAUAUUCCCCUUCACCAAGACCAAAGCCUGCGACAUCUACUGCGCCAAUCUCAAGAGCUUUUCCUUUUCCUCUCCCCUCUCUGCUUUCUCUGUUCUGCUGCUUUUCCUUUUCCUUGUUAUGCUCAAGAGGGUCAGAUAUGGCCGUUGAUUUCAUGGGUUACAGAAACACCAGCAGCAAUAGCAGCUUCUCCGCCGAGUUGGAAGAAAACGCCCUGCAGGAAGCGGCUUCCGGCCUCGAGAGCGUCGAGAAGCUUAUUCGGUUGCUGUCGCAGACGCAGCAGAACCAGCACCAAGAGAAGUAUCCGUUGACGGCUAUGGACAUGGAUUGCAAAGCCGUCGCCGACGUCGCCGUUUCCAAGUUCAAGAAGGUCAUUUCUCUUCUGGGUCGGACCCGGACCGGCCACGCCCGGUUCCGGCGAGCCCCUUUGACUUUGACUUCCGGGUCGUCUUUCCAACCUCAAAGAUUCCAUAACCAAGUUGCCCUUGAUCAUCUUCACGGCUCAGACUCCCUCCACCGGCAACGUCAUCUUCUCGGCGUCGCUCGGCAGUGCUCGCAUGUACUAUCCUAUGUCUUCCAGUCAGGAGCUUGUUAACUCCUCCCAGGAAAAUCACAGGAAGUUUGCGUUGGGGCUGUUGGAGAAAGCUAAAGAGAUCUGUGCUAAUCAUGGGGUAGAUGCAGAGACAGUCACAGAAGUAGAAGA